UUUGUGAGAAUAAUUAAAAAAUAACGACGUUUCCUUCUUAUCAGAACAGAAUACUAUAAAAGCACAUAAUUUCCGGAAACUUCUAACCGAAUACUUCCAACAACUUUUCUUGUUCUCUUCAUUUCGCGUGCUGUUUUCUCGACUAUUUUCCCAAGCUGGUUCUCUUCGAUUUUAUUGAGCAUCUGAGGGAUCGGUGUUAUAAUUGGUGGUACUCUGUUGAAACUGCUUCUAGUUCCGAUCCGGACUGUUCAACAAUGCUGUCGCCUUCGUUUGAAUGUGUCUCGGUCAAUUCCCAACCAACAGAACGGGCAAAUUCAACCUACAUUCAACCUCAACCAACAGCGCUCGCAGAAUACGUUAUUGGCGGCUUUCAACCCAACGCUGUGAGGGAGUAUGAAGUGUCUGAGUAUGUGGUGGGGCAAGCUGGGAAUAAUACGAAUAACGACAACACAGGAACGGCAACAGCGGUCACAGAAAGCACAACAGCGGUUACAACAACAACAGCUGUGGCGUUAGCUAUUCCGGCGCCUUCAACCAACAAGCCUUCAACAAGUAAUGCAACAACUUCGAGCAGUACCAGACAUGGACAUCGAUCAACUUCGGCACAUCCUCAUCGCCAUUCUCACCGCCAUUCUUCUCAUCGCCGUUCAAGAUCAGCAGAAGCUCAUAAUGCUUCAAUAUUCUCAACAGCAGAACUAGCCGUAGAAAGUGAAGAAGAACAUGAGGAAUUGGCCAGACAGGCGGUUAUGGUUUUUCCGGAAGUGCCUCCAUUUUUGCGUUGUUACUCCAUGGAAAAACACCCAAAAUUGAGUCGUUCUGCAAUUCGGGAUGCUGUAUAUGGUGGAAAGGUAAGGAAAACAGGGAGAACUCGAGAUUUCGAGUUUCGUGAUUUUUCGAAAUUUCGAGUUUCGUAG
Molecule: messenger RNA, 914 nt
Organism: Meloidogyne enterolobii
Lineage: Eukaryota; Metazoa; Nematoda; Chromadorea; Rhabditida; Meloidogynidae
Source: the annotation of a GenBank genome assembly